AUGGCUGGCGAGGCCAUCAAGGUCGUCGCCCGCUUCCGGCCGCCGAGCGCGCGCGAGGCCGCGUCGCAGCAGUCCGCGCCAGCCUUCCGCUUCGCCGACGAUGGCCGCACCGUCUCGCUUGCCGAGGAUGGCGGCGCGAGCCACACCUUCGACGCGGUGCUGCCAAUGUGGGCGACGCAGGCUGAGACGUACGGGCACGUCUCCGGCAUCGUCGACGCCGUGCUUCAGGGCUACAACGGCACCAUCCUCGCCUACGGCCAGACCGGCUCCGGCAAGACGCACAGCGUGAUGGGGACGGCGGCCGACCCGGGCGUGCUUCCACGAGCGGUUCAGCACCUCUUCGAGUCGCUGAGCGGCGCCGAGUUCGACCUCACCUGCUCCUACCUCGAGAUCUACAAGGAGGUGGUGCGAGACCUGCUCGAGACUGACCGACCGACCGACCGCCAGAGCCUGCUGGCGGGCGGGGCGGCGGGUGGGCGGGCGAUCCGCGAGACGGCCAAGGCGGGCGUGUACGUCGAGGGGCUGCGCCAUAUGAAGGUGGCGAGCGAGGCGGACGUGCUCGAGGUGCUGCAGUGCGGCACGCCGCUGGGCAACGCGCAUCGGAUGGUCAGCGCGACUCUGAUGAACAGCCAGUCCUCUCGCUCGCACGCGCUACUGACGCUCACGCUGCAGCAAACGUCAUCCGAUGGGUCGGUGCGCGUCUCGAAGCUGAACAUCGCCGACCUGGCCGGCUCCGAGAAGAUCUCAAAGACGGGCGCGGCCGGAGGCACACUCAGGGCCGGAGUGACGCUCGACGAGGCGAAGAAGAUCAACGGGUCGCUCUCUGCGCUCAGCCACGUCAUCUCCGCCCUCGCCGACGGGAAGGCGCACGCGCACGUGCCGUACCGCAACUCGAAGCUGACCCGCGUCCUGCAAGAGUCGCUCGGAGGCACGAGAUGA
Molecule: messenger RNA, 939 nt
Organism: Emiliania huxleyi CCMP1516
Lineage: Eukaryota; Haptophyta; Isochrysidales; Noelaerhabdaceae
Exons: 4
Coding region: 1-939 (312 amino acids)
Biological process (GO): microtubule-based movement
Molecular function (GO): microtubule motor activity; ATP binding; microtubule binding
Source: RefSeq, a predicted model, not a curated record